CUGGGGCGGGCGGCGCUCCCGCCCCGGGCCCGCCCGCCCGGGCGGCUCCAGGAACCGGAUCCGCGGGCUCGCCAGAGCCGCGCCGCCGCCGCCAGCCAUGGACCUGCGAGCCGAGCUGCUCAAGUCCAUCUGGUACGCCUUCACCGCCCUGGACGUGGAGAAGAGCGGCAAGGUGUCCAAAUCCCAGCUCAAAGUGCUGUCUCACAACCUGUACACGGUGCUGUGCAUCCCCCACGACCCCGUGGCACUGGAGGAGCAUUUCCGUGACGAUGAUGAUGGGCCCGUGUCCAGCCAGGGCUACAUGCCCUACCUCAACAAGUACAUCCUGGACAAGGUGGAGGAAGGUGCUUUUGUCAAAGAAAACUUCGAUGAGCUCUGCUGGACGCUGACGGCGAAGAAGAACUACAAACCCGACCGGAACGGGAACAGCGUGGUGUCCCACCAGGAUGCUUUCAAGCUCUGGUGCCUCUUCAACUUUCUGUCUGAAGACAAAUACCCUCUCGUCAUGGUGCCAGAUGAGGUGGAGUACCUGCUGAAGAAGAUCUGCACGGCCAUGAACGUGGAGCUGAACGCCUGCGAGCUGGAUGAUUACCUGUCCCAGGAGCCGCAGGGGCAGGGCGGGCUCACGGUCUGGCAGUUCCUGGACAUGGUGAACUCGGGGCGGCUCCUGAGGGGCAUCGAGCAGGAGGCCAUCAGCAUGGCCGUGGAGGAGGUGUACCAGGAGGUCAUCGAGGACGUGCUCAAGCAGGGCUACCUGUGGAAGAAGGGCCAGCUGAGGAGGAACUGGUCGGAGCGGUGGUUCAUGCUGAAGCCCAGUGUCCUCUCCUACUACAUGAGCGAGGAACGGAAGGAGAAGAAGGGGAGCAUCCCGUUGGACAAGCACUGCUGCGUGGAGGUGUUGCCAGACAGGGAUGGGAAGAGGUGCAUGUUCUGUGUGAAGACCGCGUCCCGCACCUACGAGAUGAGCGCCUCGGACACCCGGCAGCGCCAGGAGUGGACGCUCGCCAUCCAGACUGCCAUCCGGCUGCAGGCCGAGGGAAAGAAGUCCCUGCACAAGGACCUGAAGCAGAAGCGCCGGGAGCAGCGGGAGCAGCGGGAGCAGCGCAAGGCGGCCAAGGAGGAGGAGACACAACGGCUCAAGCAGCUGCAGGAGGAAAAGGAGAGGAAGCUGCAGGAGCUGGAGCUGCUCAAGGAGGCCCAGAGGCAGGCAGAGAUCCUGCUGCAGGAGGAGGAGCAGCGGCGGAGGCAGCAGCACGAGGAGAUGCAGAGGACCCUGGAGAUCCAGCUGCGGGAGGCCGAGCAGGCUCGCGCCUCCAUGCAGGCAGAGAUGGUGCUGAAGGAGGCAGAGGCAGAGCGGCAGCGCAAGCGCAUCCUGGAGCUGGAGGACAUGCAGGAGAGGCUGCAGGAGGCCCUGCAGCAGGAGGUGAAAGCGCGGCAGGACGAGGAGGCUGUGAGAUAUGCUCAGGCCAGGCUACUGGCUGAGGAAGAGGAGAAGCUGAAACAGCUGAUGAAGCUGAAGGAGGAGCAAGAGGAAUAUAUCAUCAGAACUCAGAGGGAGAAGCAAGUCCUCAAGCAGGAGAUGGAGAACAAGAACAAGUGUCUGGAAGAGGCGCAGAAGCAGCUGGAAGAAGUGAGAGUGAACAGGCAGCGGGUGGACCAAGAUGUCAUGGCUGCCCAGAGGAAGCUGCGACAGGCCAGCACCAACGUCAAGCACUGGAACGUCCAGAUGAACCGGCUGAUGCACCCCAUCGGGCCUGGAGACAAGCGAACAAACGUGAGUGGAGGAGUCUUCGCUGGCUACCAGCCCCUUCUGUCACGGAGAGAUUCUUCCCUCAAACUCAAGCAGAGGGCGGAGGAAAAAGGCAGCGACCCCACGAGGGAAAACAGCAAGGAAAACGUGAGCAACGGUGGGAACAGCAGCAUGUCACCGUCUCCAGAUGCGGACACCAUGGCCACAGAGCCCACCAAUUAGCCCAGCAGGAUGGCAGAGCCCAGCUGGGAAUGGCAGGGCUCAGCUUGUCCCUCCAAGUGGACGGUCAGUGUGGAUGAGGACCAGCACAGAGCCUCCAGGGGACUGCAUAAGGCAGAAGUGACAUUUCCAUCUGU
Molecule: messenger RNA, 2106 nt
Organism: Passer domesticus (house sparrow)
Lineage: Eukaryota; Metazoa; Chordata; Aves; Passeriformes; Passeridae
Gene: DEF6
Product: DEF6 guanine nucleotide exchange factor
Exons: 11
Coding region: 98-1972 (624 amino acids)
Cellular component (GO): cytoplasm; nucleus
Source: RefSeq, a predicted model, not a curated record